Messenger RNA from Staurois parvus, 521 nucleotides. The record is from the annotation of a GenBank genome assembly. NCBI's taxonomy places the organism in Eukaryota, Metazoa, Chordata, Amphibia, Anura, Ranidae.
CAUCAUUGGUCAGUGGGAGGAAUCGUGCCCUACCAUUGGUGAUCAUUGGAAAUAAUGCCUCCUAGAUUGAUGGUGAGUGGGCAGAACGCCUCCUACAUUGGUGGCCAGUAGGAAGAAUGCCUCUUUCAUUGGUGGUCAGUGGGAAGAAUGCCUCUUUCAUUGGUGGUCAGUGGGAAGAAUGCCUCUUUUAUUGGUGGUCAGUGGGAAGAACGCCUCUUUCAUUGGUGGUCAGUGGGAAGAAUGCCUCUUUCAUUGGUGGUCAGUGGGAAGAACGCCUCCUACAUUGGUGGUCAGUAGGAAGAAUGCCUCUUUCAUUGGUGGUCAGUGGGAAGAAUGCCUCUUUCAUUGGUGAUCAGUGGGAGGAAUGCCUCUUUCAUUGCUUGCUGGUCAGUGGGAAGAAUGCUCCUUACAUUGGUGGUGAGUAGGAAGAAUGCCCAUUACAUUGGUGGUCAGUGGGAAGAAUGCUCUUUACAUUGAUGGUCGUUGGGAAGAAUGAAUCUUACAUUGGUGGUCAGUGGGAA